Messenger RNA from Rhizophagus irregularis DAOM 181602=DAOM 197198, 399 nucleotides. The record is from RefSeq and is a predicted model, not a curated record. NCBI's taxonomy places the organism in Eukaryota, Fungi, Glomeromycota, Glomeromycetes, Glomerales, Glomeraceae.
AUGGAGAGAUAUGUUGUCGGUGAGAACGAGGAUGAGAACGAUGACUACGAGAUUGGGAACGACUAUGACUACGAGAUUGGGAACGACUAUGACUACGAGAUUGGGAAUGACUACAACUACGAGAUUGGGAACGACUACGACUACGAGGUUGGAAAUGACGAUGGGAACGACGUGAAUGAGAAUGACGAUGUGAACAAUGUGAGUGGGAUCGUUGAUGAGAAUGAUGUGAGUGAGAAUGACGAUAUGAACAACGUGAAUGGGAUCGUUGAUGAGAACGACGUGAGUGAGAACGACAAUGGGAACAACGUGAAUGGGAUCGUUGAUGAGAACGACGGGUGGGAGAGGCGCAAAAGUGCCUGUCAGGUGGUAUUUUCCAAUCAUAUAUAUAUAAUUGGUUAA